Danio aesculapii is the source of this 1998-nucleotide messenger RNA. RefSeq lists its product as uncharacterized. The transcript is spliced from 7 exons. Bases 111 to 1094 code for a protein of 327 amino acids. NCBI's taxonomy places the organism in Eukaryota, Metazoa, Chordata, Actinopteri, Cypriniformes, Danionidae. The record is from RefSeq and is a predicted model, not a curated record.
CUUUUCCUGUAGUGUGUAGGGGUGGAGACCUGCGUCUGCUCGGACACUUCUGCUGUUGAGGAGCAGCUUAUGUCACAACUGGACUGUUAAAGUGUCAACCAGGUGUAAUUAUGCAGGACUACACAAACGCAGUGAAGGAGUUUGUAGAGGAUCACUAUACAGGUGUCACGUUUGUCCUAAUUACAGGUGUCGGUCUCUUUGGAUUGAGGAGAUGGCUGGCCGGUGGAGUCUGCAGGAGCAAAGCCCGUCUGGACGGAAAAACUGUUCUCAUAACCGGAGGCAACACUGGGAUCGGCAAAGAGACAGCGGUGGACAUGGCCAAGAGAGGUGCAAGGGUGAUUCUGGCCUGCAGAGACAUGAGCAGAGCUCACAAAGCUGCAGAGGAGGUCAGGAAGAGGAGCGGAAAUGAAAAUGUGACUGUGAAAAUGCUGGAUCUGGCCUCUUUGCAGUCUGUUCGAGAUCUGGUCAAAGAUGUACAGCAGUCUGAACAAAGACUGGAUAUCCUCAUUAAUAAUGCUGGGGUAAUGAUGUGCCCGAAGUGGCGUACAGAGGAAGGUUUUGAGAUGCAGAUUGGAGUGAACCACAUGGGCCACUUCCUGCUUACAAACUUGCUUUUGGACCUGUUGAAGGAGUCAGCACCCAGUCGCAUUGUCAAUGUGGCUAGCGUGGCCCAUGAGAGAGGCAAGAUUAAUUUUAAUGAUAUAAACAUGGAUAAAGACUAUGAUCCGUACAAGAGCUAUUAUCGGAGUAAACUGGCUAAUGUUCUGUUUACCCGUGAACUUGCUGUCAAGCUAAGAGGCACAGGAGUGACCACUUACGCUCUUCAUCCUGGCGUAAUCCGUACUGAGCUCGGACGACACGUUUUCUCCAAUCUGUGGAGGAAGCUCAUAAUCCUGCCCUUUUUUUUCUUCUUCAAAAACCCAUGGCAAGGAGCUCAGACCACUAUCUACUGCGCAGUGGACGAGAGUCUGAAGAACAGCAGUGGGCUUUACUACAGUGAUUGUGCACCUAAAGAGACUGCUCCUCAGGGCAGGGAUGAUGUUGCAGCCCGCAGACUGUGGGAUCUCAGUGCUUCCAUGGUGGGCCUGGCUUAAGACAGCACCAAAUCACUCUCAUUUAAAAAAAAAAAGAAAAGUGUCACCUUUUAUUGGCUAGAUUUCACAUUUCAAGUUUUCACCCUAUCACUUAUUCUUACUUUACAUAAAGUACAAAGAGCAGGAUUGAAUGUUUCAGCAUGCAGGAUGACGUAUUAGAGAAUUAACCAAAUGCCUAUGCAAUAAAAUUGCAACACGACGUGUGAAUGUAUACGUUAAAUAAUUAGUGAGAUUUUACAUAAUGCAAUAUAUGUAAAAUACUGAGUCAAUGCGUAGCUUUACAAAUUAGACAUUUGAUCUAUCUUUUAAAUAAAAGUAAUUUGUGUAAUUUGAUACAAUGUAUCAAAAUAUGAAUUUUAGUGUAAUAUCAAUUAUUACAAAGUCUAUUUUUAAAUGCUCAAAUUAAUUUAAUUGUUAUUCUGUAUAAAAUACGCCCCAGUAAGUUUUUACGAAAUGCUGUAGCAUGACUUCUGGAAUAAAAUUUUUAUUUUUAAUGCCAAUUGUCUUCGCUUCAAAAGGGUUUAUAUGAAAUUCAGUUGCUUACAAAAAGUUUUUAUUGUGUGUCAUUAAAAGAUAAUCAAGUCUGAAUUAAGUAGCACAGACAUACUAAAAAAUCUAAAAAUUAAGAAAAACUUUUAAAUAUGUUAAUCAAUGUUUUUGAUUGGCAGUGAUGGUUCUAUGAAGAACCUAUCCAUUCCACCAAAAGGAACUUCAUUUUUUUUUUUUAUAUUAUUCGCAGUACAAACAUGUUUUUUUUUGUUAUUAACUGUUCUUUCAGGAACAAAGAAAGUGUUUUAAUACCGUUAUUCACUGCAUAAUACCACUUUUUGUAACCUUUUUAAGAGUAUAGAGAUGAAUGUAUUUGAGAAAUGUGCUAUGUUCAGUAAAGCCAAAUGAAACAGGA